CAAGGUAUCUUUGGAGUUCAGUCUGCGUUGAUAACGCGUAUUAUUAUUUUGUGUGUUCGUCGGUUGUCGAUUGUUUUAGUUAUUAUUUUGAAUCGUAUGAGUCGUUACUGGUUUUACUUAGAUCCAAACGAAGAGAAGCCGACAUUUUUUUAAAAAAAUUACUGCUGUCGAGUUUCGUCUAUUCCUGCCUGUGAACCCUAUCAUUUUUACUCGUCCGUUUAUUCAUUCAACAACAGCUAUGAACAAUGUCUGUACACCCCAUCGAUUAAACAACAUCAGUUAUGCUGUGGAUACUGUCGUUUUUGCGUUGUAUACAAUAGUUUAACCGUUAGUAUUUACAAUAGUAAAAAAAGAGUCUGACAACAAGAAUAUGCUGUUGCGAGCCGUCAACUGUUCGUUCCUACUAGUGAUCAAUGUGUGUCUCUAUGUGAGCGCUAUAUGUUUUUUCUCAGCGCCUGGUCCAACAGCCACAAAGAAUUUAGAUAACAUUUGGCUCAAUGAGUUAUUUGGAAAAAUCGAUGAAACCAAUACUACUGUAGAGACAGUGGACAAGUUUAACAACUAUCAGAUUUAUCCCAGAGUCAUCAGUAUCGUGUCCAAGGAUUAUUUUAAAUUUUUUAAGGUUAAUCUUCGAAGAACUUGUCCUUUUUGGUCAGAUGACAGUAAAUGUGCAAUGCGAUACUGUCAAGUUGAGUCUUGCCAGUUGGAGGACUUACCAAUUGGUCUCAAAGGUAGCCGACACAGUUUAGUGGACGAAGACAUGUCGAUUAAAUAUAUGGAAGGACCACAACAACAGGAAUGUGAAGAAGCUAUGCAAGAUCAACUGGGAUACAUUAACACAACAAUAAGUGCAGCGGCUAUGGAAGAUUUUGCUCUAUGGCAAGCUCACGAUGACUUGCAAGAAAUGUAUUGUACGCUACCUGAAGACGAUGGUGAUGCUGAAUAUGUUGAUCUAUCAUUAAAUCCUGAACGAUACACAGGGUAUAAAGGACCAUCAGCAAAUCGCUUGUGGCAUACAAUAUACAUGGAAAACUGUUUUAGACCAAAAAAUUUAUUUGAAGUUUAUAUUAAAUCAGCCAAGUUGACUGGUAUGUGCUUAGAAAAACGAGCUUUCUAUCGUGCUAUUUCUGGUUUGCAUACAAGCAUCAACAUACAUCUUAGCGCUCAAUAUUUAUUAUCUGAUAAAGGAUCAACAUUUUUGAACCCGUGCGGCACCGGUUUUUGGGGUCCAAACGUUGAAGAGUUUGAACGGAAGUUCGGGCCACAAUACACAAAAGGAGAGGGUACGCAGUGGUUAAGAAACCUAUACUUUUUGUACCUCGUUGAACUUAGAGCAUUGCAAAAAGCUGCCCCUGUACUUGAACAUGUAGAAUACUAUACAGGAAACGAUAAAGAAGAUGAAGCCACUCGACUUGCCGUAAACAACUUGCUGAGUAUUGUCAAGCAAUUUCCACAACAUUAUAAUGAACGAUCUAUGUUUUCGGGCGGACAACAAGCACAAAAGUUAAAAGAAGAGUUUCGACUUCAUUUUCGUAACAUAUCAACAAUAAUGGAUUGUGUUGGGUGCGAUAAAUGUAGGCUGUGGGGCAAACUGCAAGUUCAAGGGUUGGGCACAGCGUUAAAGAUAUUAUUCUCAAACAAAGCACGGACAAACGGAUAUAAUGAAUUGUCUCCUACUGUCAAUAGACAUACGCUACAAUUGGAGCGUAGUGAAAUUAUAGCUCUUUUUAACGCUUUUGCGAGAUUGUCAACAAGUAUAUACGAGUUGGACAGGUUUCGGCAAAUUCUUAGGUGAAUGGUGCAAUAUGUUAACAAAAUAUAUAUAUACAUAUUAUAUAUAAAUAUAAGCAUCACAGCUUUCCCAGUUUUACUUCCGUCGCAUUUAAAUAUUUUAAUUAUGAUUCAUUCCCGAGACAUGUAUUCUGACUCAAAUACAAUUUUUAAAAAGCUCUCUAAUUAUAUGAGUUU
Messenger RNA from Adelges cooleyi (spruce gall adelgid), 1968 nucleotides. It is a transcript of the gene Ero1L, whose product is annotated as ero1-like protein. Gene Ontology annotation, biological process: protein folding in endoplasmic reticulum. Gene Ontology annotation, molecular function: thiol oxidase activity; FAD binding; protein-disulfide reductase activity. Gene Ontology annotation, cellular component: endoplasmic reticulum; endoplasmic reticulum membrane. The transcript has 11 exons. Bases 371 to 1795 code for a protein of 474 amino acids. NCBI's taxonomy places the organism in Eukaryota, Metazoa, Arthropoda, Insecta, Hemiptera, Adelgidae. The record is from RefSeq and is a predicted model, not a curated record.